This is a messenger RNA of Athalia rosae (coleseed sawfly), 1793 nucleotides long. Its product is annotated as peptidyl-alpha-hydroxyglycine alpha-amidating lyase 2. Bases 347 to 1489 code for a protein of 380 amino acids. Gene Ontology annotation, biological process: peptide metabolic process. Gene Ontology annotation, molecular function: protein binding; catalytic activity. Gene Ontology annotation, cellular component: membrane; extracellular region. The transcript has 7 exons. The record is from RefSeq and is a predicted model, not a curated record. NCBI's taxonomy places the organism in Eukaryota, Metazoa, Arthropoda, Insecta, Hymenoptera, Athaliidae.
GUUGGAAAUAAAUUUGUCAAACGACGAACCGCCUGACCCGAAGUAAAUCUCCAAGGUUCAUCCUCGCCAGGUAAAAUGACGAUGAUGAUGAUAAUAAUAACGAAACGUCGACCGACGCGGAUCCUGUGAAGAUCGUUAGGAUUUUUCAACUCUGUAAAAUUGACGCAUACAACGGCGGAAUCAAACGCCUCGCCUGCCUCCUGCAAAUUGCAUUUAUCUCGAGGACCCAGAGGAAAUAGACGCAAAGCUCGAUAAGCUUGGAUUCAGGUGCGCUAUAUGUGCGCGCGCGGAUAUCGACCCGCUACCAAAAAUUUCUCGGGCAAACAUCAACCGCACAGAACAGGCCAUGUCACUUUCAGCGUAUUGCCUGACAUAUUUUCUCCCGAUUUUCGUGCUAUUAGUCAACGUUUCCGAAGGACGAAUAGUCAAUGACCUUCAACCGCAUCUUGGAGAAACGUUCUAUGGAGAAAUACGCGAACUUCUGAGGCGGAGACUCAACAACAUCGAGAACGAUGCCCCAAUUUUGGAGAACGAGCAACCGCCCCACCCAGAGGAGAAUCCCUCCUGGCGUGGGCCUCAACAUUUGGGUGAAAUUUCGGGGGUCGCCGUGGAUCCCACCGGCAGACCCGUAGUUUUUCAUCGCGGUCACCAUACCUGGAAGUAUUCCACGUUCAACUCGAGCUUCCACUAUCAGGACGUGACGAAGGGACCAAUCCUCCAGGACACGGUGCUCACUCUCGACCCCUCGAACGGCGAAAUAAUCGAUAGCUGGGGAAAAGGCAUCUUCUACAUGCCGCAUGGUCUCCACAUCGACGUCUACGGUAACGUCUGGUUAACGGACGUCGCCCUCCAUCAAGUUUUCAAGUUUCGGAGGAAUGCGAGAUACCCGAGCCUCGUACUCGGCGAAAGAUUUCAACCCGGCAGAGACUCCGUUCAUUUUUGUCAACCGACGAACGUCGCCGUUGCCCCAGCCGGGGAAAUAAUCGUCGCCGAUGGCUACUGCAAUAACCGAAUAAUGGUUUUUAACGCGGCCGGAGGUUUAUUGGAAGUGAUACCGCAGCCCGGAGAAUUUUUAUCGCUGCAAGUACCACACGGAUUAGCUAUUCUUCCGGAUCUGGACGUAGUUUGCAUCGCCGAUAGAGAGAACAUGAGAGUAACGUGUCCCAACGUGGGGCUUAUGCAAUCGAGAACUAGAAGCCCUCCGCUGACUAUUCAGCAGCCGGAUUUAGGAAGAGUUUUCGACGUGGCGCCUUACGGUAACUAUAUCUACGCCGUCAACGGUCCAACGUCGCCUAUGAUUCCAAUUAGAGGAUUUACCCUGGAUCCGAGGACCGAAAGAAUCAUCGAUCACUGGUCUCCUUUGUCAAGCAAAUUUGGCCAGCCUCACGGAGUCGCAGUUUCUCCGAAUGGAACCGCUCUUUACGUCGUUCAGCUCGAACCCAAUAAAGUUUGGAAGUUCGAUCUCGUACGAUCCUUCACGAAGAAGUAAAAUCUGGAUAUCAUGAAUCGAGAAUAACGGAUACCCGCGCUAUUGCUCGUAGAACGACCCCCGGAAAAUAGACAACCCGUCAUAGACUAUUUUCAAUAUGAAUUCAGCGUACCUGGUAUGAAAAAUCUAAUAAUAUUUUUUCGAUAGCCAAUAUUUAAUCAACCGUGUAAGUACACAUUGAGAUAUCAACUGCAAUUAUCAUAUCUGUAUAGUAUAACACGUGUAUCGAUCGAUAUAAUUUUUUCUGACUGUCCGUAGAGUUGAUCACUCGAAUAAAAUGGCGAAUAAAAGCAUACGAAUUUGA